AUGCCGUGUCUUCUCGAUAUCCCCCCCGAAUUGGUAUUGGGGGUAUCUCGGUAUCUCGAUGAGGACGAUGUCAAUUGGUUCUGCCAAACGAAUCGGUUCUUCUAUGCUCUAUUAAACCCUCAGCUGUAUCGUGAAGCUCUCCCAAAGUUAGGACCAUUCCGUCUCAACCCUGGACCACUCGCCUGGGCCGCACAGCAUGGAAAGGAAGCCUGUGUCAGGAAAUUGCUGAAGGCUGGCGUACCACCAAAUACAGGCUGGGAAUCAUGGAAGCCAAUUAUGCUGGCUGCACAGAAUGGCCAUGCGAAUGUGGUCAAAGUCUUUCUCGAAUUCGGCGUCGAUCCCAAUCCACGGACCGGGUUCAACGAGAUCAGUACCUAUUUUGGGAAUCCGUUAACUGCAGCGGCAGAAAAUGGCCACGAAGACGUGGUCAGAGUUCUCGCCGAUCAUGGAGUCGAUCUUGAGUUCACCGAUAUAUACCGCUACCCUGUCAUCACGGACGAAGAUAUUAUAAUCGAGCAGCCUAUAUGCUUGGCUACGAUGAAUAAACAUGUACCAAUUAUCAAGUUUCUUCUCGAGAGAGGGUGCAAUCCUCAUGAACUUGGCCCCCAAGGCGACUCGGCAGUCUCCUGUGCCGCGACUCUGGAUCUUGACAUCUUCAAAAUGUUUGUUGAAGCAAAACCAGAUCUCAAAUUGAUCGAUUACGACCCGAACCCAGUUCAGAACGCGAUCGAGGGUGGUAAUGCAGCGGCUGCUGAGUUUCUCCUUAAAGAAGAACCGGGUCUCAUGCCAUCGGAUAUCAACGUGUUUCAACUUUUUAACCUGGCCGCGCCUCACUCUUCCGAACUUUCCCGGUUCUUGUUGGAACGGAUAGACGUGGAUGAAACAAUUCGAAAGGGAAGCCGGGAUGAAUACCGACAUCUCGUGCUUGGGGCAGCCUCGGCUGGCUUGGAAGACCUGAUGAAACGCCUUAAGGAAGGUGGCUGUCUUUCAAAGCGGAGUCCAGAUCAAGAAUUACACCAGCCUCUAUGCGCGGCGAUUAAAGGAGGUCGAGUUGAAAUGGUCAAGCUGUUGCUAGAUUAUGGAGCAGAUCCAAACAGCCAGCGCUCACAUCCAUUGGAAGGAGUUAUGGAAUGCCCUGUACCUCGCAGCGAGGAGCUUUCUAAGAUCACCAUGCUCCUACUUCAAAGGGGUUCCAAGCUGUCACCAGAAGAUGGCCUUGAUAUAUAUUUCAUUCAUGACGCUUUGCACUCUUUCAAGACCCUCGAUGUGUUCAAAUGCCUGCUCGAGACAUGUUUUUCUGAAGAAACAACUGGCAUGGACAUCGAUGAAAUCCUCGACAAUGCUGUGAGUCGAGGCGAAGAUGCAUUUGAUGUCGUGCUGGCACAUUUCAAAAUCAAACUUCAACCCGGCUAUGCUGGACACCAGGACGCCCUGGUCUCAGCCGCAAUCGAGGGAAACGCCGCCAUCAUAAAGAGGUUCUUAGAUGCUGGGUUUGAUGUGAAUUCCCGCGAGCUAGACGACCCUAUGGAAUAUUCUACGAAGAAGCUUAACCUUCUAGCCCUAGUGGCAACUGGACAAGAUGGCGAAAAACAUAACAAUCGACGAGCGGCCGAUCUGCUUUUAGAGCACGGAGCAGAUGUUGAGGGCGUGGAUCACCCAGGACAAGAUUCAUCUCUUUUUACGUUGUGCGCCUCGUCUGAUGAAUUCGAGGCGGGGAUCGCGAAAGGUGUGAAGCUUCUCUUGGAUUUGGGAGCGAAUCCAUUCUUCGUCAGUAGAACGGGAGAGACAGUCCUGGAUGCAGCUGCAGGGGUGCAUGUUAUGGGAAAUAUGGAGCACGACCUUGCAGUUGUCAAGACCCUGAUCGACCAUUUCGAAGCACAAGGUGACGCGGCCUUCCAAAAAAUAAAACAGUCAGUUGCGCGAGCCGCCGCUACGUCUUCCGAAGAGAUAGCCAAAAUCUUAUGGCGCUAUUAUUGGCGAGGGGUGUAUCCGUGCCCUUAG
Penicillium atrosanguineum is the source of this 2001-nucleotide messenger RNA. RefSeq names its product cytochrome b-c1 complex subunit 7. The record is from RefSeq and is a predicted model, not a curated record. Gene Ontology annotation, molecular function: protein binding. The coding region runs from base 1 to 2001 and encodes 666 amino acids. NCBI's taxonomy places the organism in Eukaryota, Fungi, Ascomycota, Eurotiomycetes, Eurotiales, Aspergillaceae. The transcript has a single exon.